Molecule: messenger RNA, 1241 nt
Organism: Carica papaya (papaya)
Lineage: Eukaryota; Viridiplantae; Streptophyta; Magnoliopsida; Brassicales; Caricaceae
Product: agamous-like MADS-box protein FUL-L
Biological process (GO): positive regulation of transcription by RNA polymerase II
Cellular component (GO): nucleus
Molecular function (GO): protein dimerization activity; DNA-binding transcription factor activity; RNA polymerase II transcription regulatory region sequence-specific DNA binding
Source: RefSeq, a predicted model, not a curated record
UGCUGAAUAUUAAGAAUAUUUUCUCAUUUUCUAUUCUCGUUUACUUUCUUUUUUCUCCCCCUCAUAUAUUCUUUCCCUGAAGCUUGCUUUUGCUUCUCAAACAGCAAAAACCAGUACGAAAGUAGAAACCUUUCUAUAUUUGCCAUAUCCAUCACUAUAUUCCCCACUCUUUCAUCAAUUCUUCUUUCUUCCUCUCCUGGGUCUUGUUCCUUUAUGCCAAAAAAGAUGGCGAAACUUUAGGGUUCCUUCAAUCCUUGUUUGCCUGGUGAGAAAAUUAGAAGGAAACUAAGAGAGGGGAAGGAGAGAGAGAGAGAGGUGGGUAAAUGGGGAGAGGAAGGGUUCAGUUAAAACGGAUCGAGAACAAGAUCAGCAGACAAGUAACUUUUUCCAAGAGGAGAACCAGUUUACUCAAGAAGGCUCAUGAGAUCUCCGUGCUGUGCGAAGCUGAUGUUGCUCUGAUUGUCUUCUCCACCAAAGGAAAGCUCUAUGAGUACUCUACUGAUUCAAGAAUGGAGAACAUCCUAGAGCAAUAUGAGAGAUCCUCACAAAUUGAACCUCAGCUACUUGCUCCGGCAAAUGCAGGAUUGCACCAGCAAAACUGGGGUAUGGAAUUGCCCAAGCUCACGAAUCGGUUUGAAGUCCUGCAAAAGAACCUGAGGCAAUAUGCUGGAGAAGAGCUGAACCCUCUAAGUCUCAGGGAGCUUCAUCAUUUGGAGCAACAAAUUGAUAGUGCUCUUAAGCGUAUACGAUCUAGAAAGAACCACCUCAUGCACGAGUCCAUUAUAGAGCUGCACAAGCAGGAAAAGGCACUGAAGCAACAAAAUAACAUGCUAGCCAAAAGGAUUAAGGAAAAUGACAAGGGGAUGGAGGAAGGUACACAGAGGGAGCAGCGAACCAAUAAUAAUUGCCAAAUCUCCACCCCGUCUCGCAUUCUAUUGCCGCCACCAUCACCAUCACCAUCACCAUCAUCAAUUUUUCUUCCUCCUCCUUCCACUAGUGACCCUUUCCAAAAGGAAGUGGCAGUAAAUGAAAAAGCCGAAGGUCAAACUCAACACAGCACCAUGCCUCCUUGGAUGCUUCACCAUGUGAACCAAUAGAAAUUCUGAAACCAAGUUGUUUGCUGUUAUAUACAAUUAAUGAAGUAAAUUGUAUCUAAGAUUAAAACUUUUCCCUCGUCAUAAGGUUGUAUUAAAAUACUACUGAGCAUUUGCUGAAUCGAUAAAAUUAAUCUUGUUGUGGCA